Molecule: messenger RNA, 1881 nt
Organism: Dipodomys ordii (Ord's kangaroo rat)
Lineage: Eukaryota; Metazoa; Chordata; Mammalia; Rodentia; Heteromyidae
Gene: Pcyt1b
Product: phosphate cytidylyltransferase 1, choline, beta
Exons: 8
Coding region: 236-1342 (368 amino acids)
Biological process (GO): CDP-choline pathway
Molecular function (GO): phosphatidylcholine binding; choline-phosphate cytidylyltransferase activity
Source: RefSeq, a predicted model, not a curated record
UGGUUGUUAUAGUGAUAAACUGAGGCCUUGCCUCUUGGCUUCUCAGCGAAAGAAAGGGGCGGCGUGGGGUGGGGGGUGGAGGGGUGUUUAACCUCUUUACUUCCCCCAGGGAAGACAGCAAAGAAGGGAAGAAGGGGGAUGGGUAGGGGAGAGAAAAAUACGUGACAAAGAAAACAUUCUCUGCCUGGGAGGAGACUCUCAGAGGGUGUAGAGCUGGAGGGAGCAUUCACUGGUCAUGCCAGUACUUACUGAUGCUGAGUCAGAAACAGGUAUCCCAAAAUCCCUUUCCAAUGAGCCUCCCUCAGAAACCAUGGAGGAAAUAGAGCACACAUGCCCACAGCCUCGACUGACGCUGACUGCACCAGCUCCAUUUGCAGAUGAAUCCAGCUGUCAAUGCCAGGCACCCCAUGAAAAACUAACCAUUGCUCAGGCUCGCUUAGGAACACCAGUUGACAGACCUGUCAGAGUAUAUGCAGAUGGAAUAUUUGACCUGUUCCACUCGGGUCAUGCCAGGGCACUUAUGCAAGCAAAAACACUGUUUCCUAACAGCUACUUGUUGGUAGGAGUUUGCAGUGAUGAUCUUACCCACAAAUUCAAAGGUUUUACUGUGAUGAAUGAAGCAGAAAGGUAUGAAGCUCUCAGACACUGUCGCUAUGUGGAUGAAGUCAUCAGAGAUGCUCCCUGGACUCUCACACCAGAGUUUCUGGAAAAACACAAGAUUGACUUUGUGGCUCAUGACGACAUACCGUAUUCUUCUGCUGGUUCUGAUGAUGUUUAUAAGCAUAUAAAGGAAGCAGGAAUGUUUGUUCCAACACAGAGAACAGAGGGUAUCUCAACAUCAGACAUCAUCACUAGAAUUGUCCGUGACUAUGAUGUUUAUGCCAGACGCAACCUCCAGAGAGGGUACACAGCCAAGGAACUGAAUGUCAGCUUCAUAAAUGAGAAGAAGUAUCGUUUCCAGAACCAGGUGGACAAGAUGAAGGAAAAGGUCAAGAAUGUGGAGGAAAGAUCAAAGGAAUUUGUUAACAGAGUGGAAGAAAAGAGUCACGAUCUAAUUCAAAAGUGGGAAGAGAAGUCAAGGGAAUUCAUUGGCAACUUCCUAGAACUGUUUGGGCCUGAUGGAGCAUGGAAGCAGAUGUUCCAAGAGAGGAGUAGCCGGAUGCUACAGGCCUUAUCCCCAAAGCAGAGCCCUGUGAGCAGCCCAACAAGGAGCCGGUCUCCUUCACGUUCCCCAUCCCCUACCUUCUCAUGGCUCCCAAUCAAAACUUCCCCUCCUUCCUCACCCAAAGCAGCCUCAGCCUCCAUCAGUAGCAUGAGUGAGGGAGAUGAGGAUGAGAAGUAAAGGAGGGAGGCUGGCAAGCAAGAGCCACACCACACAGGAAGGGGAGGAGGGAGUUCUGAGGAGGCCUGAGUGGUGUUUGAAGUAGAAGAGUCACUGGAGCUGCAGCUCAGCAGGGAGACCGUGAGCUCUGACACAGGAAGAUAUCAGGUGGGACCAGAUCUUCCUCAUUCUCCACCCAGCCCACCAUGAGCUCCGCAUGGAGGUUUCCAGCCAGACAACCUGCACCAACCUUCUUAGCAUCAUCUAGAGUCACUCCACUUUAACCUUGCUAAGGAACGGUGUGGCACACUAGGAACACUUGCACUCGCUGGGGUGACUUCUGCUUUGGUCUGUACACAAAUCCUCAUCAAAGAAACCACUUGUGGAAAUUGGCUGUUCCCUCAACCUGCUACUUCCAGCUCUCUAAGGGCCCUGCACGUUGCCUCCUACCAUCCAAGCUCUGCCAGAAUAAGUUCAUUUCCAAUCAAUGUGGCAAAGAAAUCGUCAAGUUUAAAGACAAAUUCUAGCCUGCUCAGUUCACCCAAACCUGAGAUUGCAAU